AUGCACACUUUCAGUUGUGAAGGAGAAGCAAGAUUACUUUCAAGAAACCUAUCCAACUCAGGUCGAGACAAGUGCUUACAAGCCGUAUUUAUGGAAACUCGCAGAGAAUUCAGUCCAGUAUCAAAACAAAACUCUCGAAACCAAAUCAGAAAAGCAAAGCUGAACAUGGAAAUCAGAACAAACAGCACAAAGCAACAUGGAAAAAAUGGAAUCAAGCCUUCAAUCUCGCCAUCUCGCUGGGUUGGCCAAAAAGCACAUGAAGAGUCUCGACUAGGAUAUGGUUACAACAAGAAUAAAUUCCUCGUCAUCAUUCAAGACUAUUGGCUCAGGACUGCAAAAAGGGCUCAAGGCAGAAACAAUGUGAACCACAAAGCAAGCGAUAAGGCAAUUUUUCAAGGGUUUUUUCUGUCUCUAGACUUCUUUGUCAGAGACAAUACCAACCAUUGGUCCGUCUAUCCAGAAGAUAAAGGAUACCAGAGAGAGUUUGUGAGCGGUUCUUGGUGUGGUAAGCCAAGAUCUGGUAGCUCCUCUGCCAUUUGGUGGUCAAAUCCUUUUGUGGUUGACCCCAUCGCUGCAAGUUGGCACAUUGUUUCUGCUGGAAGUUUGGCUGUUUACUGUUGGUGGUCUCGUAUACCUCCUGCUGGUGGUCAAGGUCCAAUCCGCCCGGUCAUCGAAGAACAUUUUGCAGUCCCGAGCCUGAAUCCUGUGCAAGAAUGA
Phycomyces blakesleeanus NRRL 1555(-) is the source of this 717-nucleotide messenger RNA. RefSeq lists its product as hypothetical. The record is from RefSeq and is a predicted model, not a curated record. The transcript is spliced from 5 exons. NCBI's taxonomy places the organism in Eukaryota, Fungi, Mucoromycota, Mucoromycetes, Mucorales, Phycomycetaceae. The coding region runs from base 1 to 717 and encodes 238 amino acids.